CCACUCAGCCUUCAACACGGAUAGAGCGAGUGGCGGAGCAAACCAGCUUUUCUUCAUCCGAAGCCCCAAAUGCACGCUCGCUCUCGAAUGGAGACUCUGCUCAGAACCCCAUCUCUAUCCCGCUUGAAGCUGCCGCCGAAGCCCCUCCUCACCCUACCUCCGUCUGCGCCCGCCCCCGCUUCUUCCUUCUCCCUCCGACCCCACGGCCUCCGCGUCCGCUUCUCCGCCUCCCCCGACCAGCUGCCAGCUCCUCCGUUGCAGCCUCGAGGGCAGCGAGGCGACGAGGACUACGGCGAGGUCAACCGGAUCGCCGGCAGCCGCACCGUCCGGUCCCCUGUCUUCGGCGACGACGGCUCCGUUUCGGCGGCCACCGCCACCGAGUACCUGAUCGAGUGGAAGGACGGCCACGACCCGUCCUGGGUUCCGGCCUCCGCUGUCGCCGCCGACGUUGUGGCGGAAUACGAGACCCCCUGGUGGACCGCCGCCAAGAAGGCCGACGCCGCCGCCCUCUCCGCCCUUCUCUCCGACCCGUCCGGCGCCCGGGACCCCGACGCGGAGGACCCCGACGGCCGCACGGCGCUGCACUUCGCGGCGGGCCUGGGCUCGGAGGAGUGCGUCCGCCUGCUCGCGGAGGCCGGGGCGGACGUUGACCGCCCGGAGCGGGCCGGCGGGGGACUGACCCCGCUACACGUCGCGGCCGGGUACGGGCAACCGGCGGCAGCGCGGGCGCUGCUGGCGGCCGGGGCGGACCCGGGAGCGUUGGACGGGAGGGGGCGGACCCCGCUGGAGCUGGCGCGGGAGGUGUUGGCCGCGACGCCGCCCACGGUGAUCGGGCGGCGGGUGGGACUUGAGGCGACGGCGGCGGAGUUGGAGGCGGCUGUGUACGAGUGGGCGGAGGUGGGGAGGAUCCUGGAGGGAAGGGGUAAAGGGAAGAGGAGGGAAUACCUGGUGGAGUGGAGGGACGGUGGGGAAAGGGAGUGGGUGAGGUCGGCGUGGGUGGCGGAGGACCUGGUGGCGGACUUCGAAGCGGGGCUGGAGUACGGGGUGGCGGAGGCGGUGGUGGGGCAGCGGGAAGUGGCUGAGGGCGGAGUCCGGGAGUACCUGGUGAAGUGGGUGGACAUCGAGGAGGCUACAUGGGAGCCGGAGGAGAACGUCGACCCGGAGCUGGUGGAGGAAUUCGAGCGGAGGCAGGCGCUAGGCGGGGUAGUGACGUCCGUGCCGGCGUCGGCGCAGGGAGAGGGAAGCGGGGCGGCGGCGAAAGAGAGCACUGUUAUGGGGUGAGCCGGAUCCCAGAUCGACGUUUACCGACUUAACGUCCGUCGGCAUUCAAGUCCUGACGCAAUUCGGGACGUUGUUUCAUUAUUCAUCGGUGGAGGUAGCAAAGCAUGACGGACGAAGCUCUAAUGGAAACUGUUAUCUAAACUUGAGGUUUCGUAGCA
This is a messenger RNA of Musa acuminata AAA Group (dessert banana), 1439 nucleotides long. Its product is annotated as probable signal recognition particle 43 kDa protein, chloroplastic. The coding region runs from base 70 to 1281 and encodes 403 amino acids. The transcript has a single exon. The record is from RefSeq and is a predicted model, not a curated record. NCBI's taxonomy places the organism in Eukaryota, Viridiplantae, Streptophyta, Magnoliopsida, Zingiberales, Musaceae. Gene Ontology annotation, molecular function: protein binding.